Molecule: messenger RNA, 1574 nt
Organism: Mauremys mutica (yellowpond turtle)
Lineage: Eukaryota; Metazoa; Chordata; Testudines; Geoemydidae
Gene: GPHA2
Product: glycoprotein hormone subunit alpha 2
Exons: 4
Coding region: 61-702 (213 amino acids)
Biological process (GO): cell surface receptor signaling pathway
Cellular component (GO): extracellular region
Molecular function (GO): hormone receptor binding; hormone activity
Source: RefSeq, a predicted model, not a curated record
AGCCCUCUGCCAGGGCACUCUGCGGCACUCUGGCAGCAUGUGGGCAGGCCUGAGCUGAGCAUGGCCCACAGCAGCUGGCUCCUGUGGCUCUUCCUAUGCUGCGUGGCAGGGCAGGCCACCCCAGGGGAGCAGAGGGAGCCCGUAGCUGAGGCUCUGGGCUACAGGAGGACACAGCCUAGGCCCAAUCUGCAGGACCAGCUCGUGGCACUGGGGCAGAGGGCUGUGCUGUGGCUGGUGAGCACUGUGGGGCUGUAUGGCCUGACCAGCCUGCUGGACGACUUUCCUGACAAGCAGAAGAAUGAGAGCCCAUACACCAUGCCAUCCUGCCAUGCUGCCAUCAUCUCCCUGCUGCUGAUCCUGACGGCUUCCCCAUGCUGGAGCUACAAGGCCAUCGGGCCUGGCUGUCAUCUGCACCCAUUUGAUGUAACCAUCAAGAGCGACCGCCGUGGGACCUGCCGUGGGUCCCAUGUGGUCCAGGCCUGUGUGGGCUACUGCGAAUCCAGCGCCUUCCCCUCCAAGUACUCCGUCCUGCUGGCCAGCAGCUUCAAACACAAUGUCACCUCUGUGUCCCAGUGCUGCACCAUCAGCAAGAUGCAGAAGAUCAAAGUCCGCCUGCAUUGCGGGGCCAUCCGCCACGAAGAGAUAGAGAUCUUCACCGCCAAGAGCUGCCAGUGCGACAUGUGCCGUCUCUCCCGAUACUGACUGGGCCGGGGAAGCCCUCUCCUGCGACACCCACAGACUGGGCUUGUCUAGAACUGUGCAUAUUAACAUGUGUCAGCAGGGGCUACUGCCGUCCAUACCAAGCUUGCUUUGCCACCACCAAGGGGCACCACAGCUGCUCCCAGCUUUACCAAGAGCUUCAAUUUGCCAGAGUGUUGCUGCUGUAGGUUUGUCUUUGCAAACAGAUACCAUUAGCAGACAGCCCCCCAGCUGGACAAACCACAGAGCCAGGCUCCCCAACCCAAGCAGGGCUGUAAAUGGGGUGCUGCCUGUAGGCUGGGCCUAGUCAGAAAAAUUCAUAGGCUUUCCCCUCUGCUGUGCUGCCAAGAAGCCAAUACCUGAUCUCAGGUUAAUGUACCUGGCUAGAGCAUAAAAUAUGCUCCUUCCUGACCCCUAGAGAAGAGCUCAGCUCAUGCCUUGGACCCUGAGAGUUGAUUGUCACUCUCAGGAAAGAUCCCUGCAAGGACAUGCCUGAAUCCUGACCCCAUAACAAAGGGAACCCUUUAAGGCCCCUUUAUUUACCAAGCAGAGCAUCCUAGUACUGAACUGACCUAGGCCUCCUAGGGAGUCUAUGGAAGGAAAGUACAUCCCCAUUGCUCAUUUUUAUAUGGGAGUGCCAGAGGCAGCGCUAGAGACAUAGCUCCACCCUGCACACAUCUCACCUCACCCACACCAGCUGGAGCUGGAAUAGCUACCAGAGGCUGUAGUGGGGUAGCCAGAGGGCUGUGUUUUAUACGCUGGCGCUAUGGGAUCUAGUUGUUCUGACCUGCUGUGUGACCAUGCGCACGUUCUUUCUUCUUACUGUGCUUGGGUUUCUUCUCCCAUCAUUUGCCUAUUUAGAUUGUGAGCUCUUU